AUGAAAUCAAAGCAAAAGGUGAUGUUUUUCUUGUUAACCCUAAUCUCAACAUUGAUGUUUCUACCAUCAGAAGCUCAGGAGAAAUCAGACUUUCUGCCAUCAGAAGCUCAGGAGAAAUCAGACUUAUGUCCGUUAUCAACAUAUGGUAUAUUAGAGAAAGUGCCGGGAUGUUUUAAUGCAGUGAAACUAGCGUCGUAUAAUGAUACCAGAUGGUUAUCGAUAGAUUGUUGCAAACAAGUGAAGACACUUCCUGAUUGUCUCUUUAUUCUCUCUUCUGAUAAAGCUACCAGGACUACUAUUAUCAUAAACAUUUGUAUGAGAAAGUUCCCUGGGUCUAUCUCUUGA
Thlaspi arvense is the source of this 345-nucleotide messenger RNA. The record is from the annotation of a GenBank genome assembly. Lineage: Eukaryota; Viridiplantae; Streptophyta; Magnoliopsida; Brassicales; Brassicaceae.